Molecule: messenger RNA, 986 nt
Organism: Callorhinchus milii (elephant shark)
Lineage: Eukaryota; Metazoa; Chordata; Chondrichthyes; Chimaeriformes; Callorhinchidae
Gene: chlsn
Exons: 5
Coding region: 204-842 (212 amino acids)
Source: RefSeq, a predicted model, not a curated record
GCCAGCAGUCACGCUAGGUUGCCCGCGCCCCACGUGUGCGCGGCUGGAGGUUUUGCUGCGGUCACGGCGGGGAGCCGGGGAUCAGCUGGAACUCGGGGCCGCUCCGGUCACCCGCUCCGGUCGUGUCAGACGUCUGUGGCCGUUUUGUUGUGAUAUCAGUUACAUUUUUUUUUCCCCCCUAUCGAUUCGUUUGCUCCGAGACCAUGGCCAAAAGGAAGAAGAGCGAGUCUGAGCCCGAGGCCACUUCACCAGCCCCGGAGCCGGGGAGCCCCGAGCCCGGCACCACCGGCAACAGCGGCACCGGCGGCAAGAGCAACAGGAGGAGGAAGAAGAAACAAGUCGCCAGAGUCCAGCACGCCGAGGAAGGAGGUGCGAAAGGGGCUGAGGAUCAGCCGGUCGAGGGGGCAGAGGAGGAGGAACUCACUCCCGAAGAGAAGCGAAAGAUCGAAAGGAAGCUGAAGAAAGAGAGGAAGAAAGUAGAAAAGAGGUUGCUGAGAGAAGCCGGGUUACCGGUCCCGAAGAAGGAGAUACCCGAGAGGCCUUUGGCUUUAGACCUGGCACUGCAGUAUCUGAGCAGGUGGGCCACAAAACGCGAGGAGUGGAGGUUUCAAAAGACGAGGCAGACCUGGCUCCUGCAGAACAUGUACGAUUGUGACAAGGUCCCCGAUAAGUAUUUUGAUCAGUUGCUGGAGUAUCUAGACGGGCUGAAAGGCAACGCUCGACAAGUCACUGUUCAGAAAGCAGAGGCUCUGAUGAAGGAAUCGGGAACCACAGAAGAACCCGGUGAAGAUUUGGUGACAAAGUGCCGACGUGCGAGACAAGUCCUCCAGCAGCUCUCGUGACCUUUGACGGCUCCCCCCACCGCCCCCCACACCCCCCAGUACCCUUUGAUCCUGAUUUUCCUGCUGCUUCAAUCCUUUAUUUUACACCAACAAAACCUUUCCAAAAAUGCGCUGCGUUUUCAAAUAAAUUAAAAAAAAAUAAGG